CUCCAUGUGCAGGAUCUUUGCAUCCUGAUUCUGUCUUGGCAGAUUUAGGCAUCAAAGAUCUUGCAAGGAGAAUUCACUUUCUGAAGGUUGCCAGUGGCUGAGACAAGAACUCAGGUGAAGUUUUGCCAGUAGAUAACAAGAUUACUUUGAUAUUAACUAACACAGUGGCAGAGCUAGAGAUAUGAAUCAGUACGAUAGAGAGUGCAUGAAGAUCGCCAUGUUAAAACAGGAAGAGAUCUUCAGGUAUCAGGUGCAUGAACUCCACCGUCUGUACAAAAUCCAGAAAGUGUUGAUGACGAGGCACCAUGAGCUGCUCGACUACUUUGCACUCCCAGGCCCAGCAAAGAAAAACAACACGCUGACCGUGGGGCUGGAAGAGAGUGAUUUGGAGCUGAAGCUUGCCGCCGGAAACGACAGAGCUCCGUCAAAGAAAAACAGCACUCAGUUGGCUUAUGAUUCAGGCUCGAGCUUUUCUGGCAGAAGAACAAACGAAGAAGGAGAAGAUCAAGCAACGUCGUUGGCUCUUCCGGUGUUCCAAACAGAACAUGAUCGUUUAUUUCAGAUUGUGAUUGAUUUGUGAUGGUCCGAUCCUUGCUGUGUACGUAGUUCUAGACUGUAUUUGCAUUCUGCAUUCUCAGUGCCCACGAAGCUGAGUUAUAUCGAAAUCUUUGGAAUUUUUAUAAA
Zingiber officinale is the source of this 684-nucleotide messenger RNA. RefSeq lists its product as uncharacterized. The record is from RefSeq and is a predicted model, not a curated record. NCBI's taxonomy places the organism in Eukaryota, Viridiplantae, Streptophyta, Magnoliopsida, Zingiberales, Zingiberaceae. The coding region runs from base 182 to 580 and encodes 132 amino acids. The transcript is spliced from 2 exons.